Rhodofomes roseus is the source of this 1661-nucleotide messenger RNA. Its product is annotated as alpha-ketoacid dehydrogenase kinase. The transcript has 12 exons. Gene Ontology annotation, molecular function: pyruvate dehydrogenase (acetyl-transferring) kinase activity. The record is from RefSeq and is a predicted model, not a curated record. Bases 203 to 1522 code for a protein of 439 amino acids. Gene Ontology annotation, cellular component: mitochondrion. NCBI's taxonomy places the organism in Eukaryota, Fungi, Basidiomycota, Agaricomycetes, Polyporales, Fomitopsidaceae. Gene Ontology annotation, biological process: protein phosphorylation; regulation of glucose metabolic process.
GCAAGAGGCCGGCGGCAACGUGGAACUGACUCGCGUCUCCGCCAUCCACAGGUCGCGGGGCAGUGGAUUGUCUUGCCCAAGCUCCUCACAGCCUGAAGCAACGCGAUGCUAAAAACAUCACAGAUUCUCUCAUAUUUCCUUGCUUAAGAGAGCAUCGUCUACUCGGACAGGACCGUUCACCACAUCUCCGACUCAGGCCAGUAUGCUGGGCAUCUACCGGCCAGGCUCAGCCAUCUUGUGCGGCCGUACCUCUUCGUGCCCGAGACAUUUCUCGACUCGUGCCUCAUCCACCGCACUUCACUUUUAUCAGAACAGACAACUGGAGCUCUAUGCUUCCAAGGACGCUCAGAGAUUGACGCUACGGCAAUUGGUGUUCUUCGGACGGUCUAUCACGGAGGAGAGGCUUAUCAAAAGCGCGAACUAUGUCCGCACGGAGCUCCCCGUGAGGAUAGCGCAUAGGCUGCGGGAUAUGCAGACCCUGCCAUAUGUCGUAGUCAAUCAGGAGGGCGUAGCGAGUGUAUAUGAGGCCUACUGGUCUGCUUUCGACAAGUUCCGGAGAUAUCCAGAGAUCAAGACGCUAGAGGAUAAUGAAGUGUUCUGCAAAUUCGUGCGCGGCCUGCUCGACGAACACAAAACAGUGAUUCCCAAUCUCUCACUGGGAUUGUCUCUUUCAUCGCCAUACCUUGAGCCCGAUCGCCUAGACUCGUUCAUGCACCGCAUGCUUGUCUCCCGUAUAUCGCGUCGGGUUCUAGCGGAACACCACAUCGCGCUCUCGAGAUACUUCUCUGCACGGCAGAGCGGCCAACGCAUUCCCGAGGACCGUGUCGGUGUCAUCCACUUGCGCUUGCCCGUGAAAGACAACAUCGAAAAAUGUGCGAGAUUCCUGCGCAAACGGCUGUGUGACGCAGAUCAAGACCAAAUCGACGGCGCCUCCGCAGAAGCUCCCUGGCCUGAGGUGAUCAUCGAGGGACAUCUAGACAUCAAAUUCUCAUAUAUUCCUGCGCACCUUGAAUACAUCGUGUUCGAGCUACUGAAGAACUCGCUUAGGGCUACCCGCCUCAAACAUACCUCGCUGCGUCAACUCCCUCCAAUCCGUGCUACCGUUGUUGCAGGUGAAAAUGAGGUCACCAUUAGGAUAUCUGAUCAAGGCGGAGGUCUGCUCACUCCUGAGAUCAAGAACCCGAUGGACCAGUUCUCGUUUUCACAUCUGCGGAACCCUGCACGUAUGGACAGCAGACGUCUCGUUGCGCUACGCAGUAUCAGCUCCAGCCAGACCGGCAUGGUUGCCACUGUUGAGGAGCAGGUAAAGCGUUGGGAAAGGGAAGCCGACAGCGAGGAUCCUCAGCAGGAAGCUGGUGUAAGCCCACAUCCAAAGAUCGGUAUUGGUCUUCCGAUGAGCAAUAUCUUUGCAACAUACUUUGGAGGAUCGUUGGAGCUCGUCAGUCUGGACGGCUAUGGCACGGACGCGUAUCUCCGUCUUCCAAGAUUGGGUACGAAUCUCGAGGGCAUCGAGCUAUGGUAGAUGCUGGUGAUCAAGACGUCCUGACGUAACUUAUACUGAUGUUCUUACACGACCACACUUCGCGAUGUAUAACAUACCUAUAUCACCGUGUGAAUGACAAACCUCACGGCCGAGCGUACAAUCCGUAUGCCCAAUUACA